Messenger RNA from Erpetoichthys calabaricus (reedfish), 2861 nucleotides. RefSeq names its product integrator complex subunit 13 (gene ints13). The transcript has 17 exons. Bases 528 to 2642 code for a protein of 704 amino acids. NCBI's taxonomy places the organism in Eukaryota, Metazoa, Chordata, Cladistia, Polypteriformes, Polypteridae. Gene Ontology annotation, biological process: centrosome localization; regulation of mitotic cell cycle. The record is from RefSeq and is a predicted model, not a curated record. Gene Ontology annotation, cellular component: integrator complex.
GUCGACAAAUACCUUAUGGGUUUUAUGAUCUCAUUCUAUAUAGACUUAGUUAAAACAGUACACGCUUACAUUUUGGCUUAAUCAUUGUAACAAAUGUAUUGUAAUUAUGGCUUUUUACGCUUGUAAAAAUGCUAUACAGUAGUCAACACAGUUGGACUAUUCAAACGAGUCUAGAGGCGGAACAGUUUUCAGGAAAGCUCGGCGUGCCGCCCGACCGCUAAUGUGUGAUGGACCGGGAAGAAAUGGUGUGAAAGUGGAGUCCAUCAUUUGACAAGUAAUAUAUUAUUGAUGUCUGGAACAUCAUCGUGAGAGAAAAUGUGUCAGUAUGACUGAAGGCAGUGGGAAAUUACCAGAUGUACUGGGAUAGAAAGCUAUUAUAGAAUCCAAAGGAUACUAAUCUGGGACGGCUUUGUUUACUUUGAACAUGAGCAAGCUCUGCUGUUUCUCUGUGAAUUCUUUAGCUUAAGCUUGGAUGUGAAGAGGACCUAGCGAAAACAGAUUGCAUCUGAUCUUAACAGAAUAAAGACAUGAAGAACCUUUCAGUUUCACACAAAACAGUGUUUGUUGUGGACCAUUGUCCCUACAUGUCAGAAUCCUGCAGGCAACAAGUGGAGUUUGAUAUGCUAAAUAAAAAUCGAGCUCAAGGCAUCAUUCCACUGGCCCCUAUCUCAAAAUCUCUGUGGACAUGUGCUGUUGAAUGUUCAAUGGAAUAUUGCAGAAUAUUAUAUGAUAUAUACCCAUCCAAGAAGCUGGUUUGUUACAUUGUAAGCGACUCUGAGUUUCACAUUUUAAAUAGCUGGAACCAAGAAGAUCAAAAUGUUCAAGAGCUGAUGUCUGCCCUUGCAGCUGUUGGUCCCCCUAACCCUCGUGAAGACCCUGAGUGUUGUAGCAUAUUACAUGGAUUAGUGGCUGCAGUAGAGACUCUGUGCAAAGUUACAGAAUACCAACAAGAAGCUCGCAUCUCAAUGAUGGAUAAUGUAGAGCGCGUAAGCAACAGAGGCCGAAUUAUCUGCAUCACAAAUGCAAAGAGUGACACACAUGUGCGAAUGUUGGAGGAUUGUGUUCAAGAAGCAAUUCAAGACCACAAUAAACUUGCCGCUGGGUCAGAUCGUCUUAUGCAGAUUCAGCAGUGUGAACUGGUUCUUAUUCACACAUAUCCAUUUGGAGAUGACACUCUUGUAUCUGACCGGCCAAGGAGAGAGAUUUCUCCUGUCCUGACCAGUGAAGUACAUAGUGUUCGUGCAGGAAGGCACCUUGCAGCAAAGCUAAACAUUUUAGUUCAGCAGCACUUUGACUUGGCUUCCACUACCAUCACAAAUAUCCCCAUGAAGGAAGAACAGCAUGCAAAUACAUCAGCUAAUUAUGAUGUGGAGUUAUUUCAUCAUAAAGAUGCUCAUUUAGAAUUCAUCAAAAGUGGUGAUUUGCAUCCCCCAGGUAGCAACAGCAGGGACAGCAAUCUUAAAGAAACUGUCACUUUGAAGUGGUGCACUCCACGAACUAAUAGUGUUGAACUUCAUUUCUGCACAGGAGCUUUUCGUAUAUCUCCUGUUGAUGUCAACAGCCGACCCUCAUCUUGCCUGACAAAUUUUCUUCUUAAUGGGCGCUCUGUACUUCUGGAACAGCCUCGAAAGUCAGGCUCCAAAGUCAUCAGUCAUAUGCUCAGUAGUCAUGGAGGAGAGAUCUUUCUUCAUGUUCUCAGCAGCACGCGCUCUAUUUUAGAAGAUCCACCUUCUAUCAGUGAAGGCUGUGGUGGCAGAGUAACAGACUACAGAAUUACUGAUUUUGGAGAGUUUAUGAGAGAAAAUCGUUUAACACCUUUCCCAGAGUUUAAUAUGAUGGAAAGUAAUGAGGUUCCUUUGGAGAGAGCGAAGGCUCAACUUGAACGACACACUCGCUACUGGCCCAUGAUUAUUUCCCAAACAACAAUUUUUAACAUGCAAGCGGUGGUUCCUUUAGCCAGCUUAAUUGUAAAAGAAAGCCUGACAGAAGAUGAUGUGCUAACGUGUCAAAAGACUGUUUAUAAUUUAGUUGACAUGGAAAGAAAAAAUGACCCCCUUCCAAUCUCCACAGUGGGCACAAGAGGAAAAGGUCCCAAAAGAGAUGAACAAUACAGGAUUAUGUGGAAUGAAUUGGAAACUCUGGUCAAGGCACACAAUAAGACCUCAGAAAGACACCAGCAUGUCUUGGAGUGCAUCCAGGCCUGUCGGAGCAAACCUCCUGAAGAAGAAGAACGUAAAAAGAGAGGCAGAAAGAGAGAGGAGAAAGAAGACAAAAGUGAAAAGAAUGGCAAGGAUGUUGAACCAGAGAAAACUUGGCAGGAGUCCGAAAGAUUAAAAGGAAUUUUAGAUCGAGAGAAAGAAGAAUUGGCUGAAGCUGAAAUCAUAAAAGAUUCUCCAGACUCUCCAGAGCCUUUAAAUAAAAAGCCCAGGUUAGCAAUGGAGGAAAUACAUCCAGUGGACAAAGCAAAGGGCCCAGUAUCAUUAUUGACAUUAUGGACCAACAGGAUAAAUGUUGCUAAUUCAAAAAAACACCAAGAAUUUGUUGGACGCAUGAAUUCUGUAAACAACAAGGCUGAAUUAUACCAACAUCUUAAAGAAGAAAAUGGGGUGGAUGCAGUUGAAAAUGGAAAAUCCAGCCGAUAAUGAAGAUUAACUAAUGAGCUCAUCAUGUUUUACUUGAAGCAGUCCAGGCAAAUUCAUACAGUAGUCAGGUUAAUAUGAUUCAGUCUAUAGUGUUUUACUUUUUAUAAUGUUUAUAGCUAAAAAAAGUUACAUUUUGUUUAAAGAAAACUUUUUAAGAAAAUUUGUUUUAUAAAAAAAAAAAAACUUUGUGAAAAAUAAAUAAAAUGAAUAUUCAUCUCA